AUGUUUGGUGGUGGAUUUGGUAGCAAUACAGGCUUUGGUCAACCCCAACAACAACAGCAACAACAGCAGCCAGCACCGCUCUUUGGAGGCUUCGGUGGAGGAGGUGCUUUUGGAGCUCCUGCCGCAAGUGGUAGUGCGUUUGGAAAUCCUGGGGCUGCUGCUGGUGUAUUUGGUGGUGCAAAUACAGGUGUCGGAGCCGCUGCUCCACAAAUGGGUGCAUUCGGGGCUCCAGCAAAUACAACAUCGGCUUUUGGAGCCGCAACUACUAGCGGGUUUGGAAGCAAUACUGGACUUGGAGGUGGAGGCAUGUUUGGCGGUGUUGGAAUGGGUGCUACUAAUGGAAAUGCUUUUGGUGCUGCAAAUAAUACUGGAACAAGCGCCUUUGGUGCCAGCACCACUGGUCAAAAUAUGUUUGGUGCUACUCAAUCAGCUGGAAUGGGUACAGGAAAUCUUGCAACAUCUCAGCACAAUAAUCAAGGUACAGGCAAUCCAGCAUAUCAGGAGACUAUGGAACGUGACUCGCCCACUUCAGCUACCAUGACAAAAUUUCAAAGUAUCAACGCGAUGCCAGCCUACCAAAACUGGUCGUUUGAGGAACUUCGACUUCAAGACUACGCUAUGAACAAGAAAUUUUCCAAUUCUGGCGUAAGUGGUGGGUUUGGUCAGCAAACCUCAGCAUUUGGGGCUACCAAGCCUGCUUUUGGAUCAGCUUCUACCACUACUUCUGCAUUUGGUGGAAUGGGUACUGCUGGAGCACCAGCCAGUGGAAUAGGAGGAGCAUUUUCAAGCUCAACUAAUACGUUUGGUGCGACUCAGCCGGCAACAAAUGCGUUUGGACAGCCUGCUCAACAAGGUGGUCUCUUUGGAGGUGCUGCUACAACAAAUACUUUUGGAUCUACUGGAACUGGUGCCUUUGGGAUGAACAAUCAGCAACAGAGUCAAAAGACGGCCUUUCCUUUUGGCGGCAGUGCUCAAACUACUACUGGAUUUGGAGCAGCGCCAACCACUGCAUUUGGCGCUCCGGCAACCAAUUCAAGUGGAUUGUUUGGAGCUCCCAAACCUGCAGGCGCGACUACAGGUGGUCUUUUUGGUGUAUCUGGACUUGGAGGCACUGCAACAACCAGUAAUAGUCUUUUCGGAGGCCAGGCACCUGCUGCUGCACCGGCUUUUGGUGCAACUCAACCUGGCGCCUUUUCCCAACCUGCUGCUACACAAGGCGGUGGUCUUUUUGGCAGUACUACAAGUGCUGUCAAACCAGCAUUUGGGAUGGGCGCGUUUGGUACUCCCGCGUCUACUGUUGGAGCCGGGUUAUUUGGCGCUCCUCAGACAACUCAUGCAGCUAUAUCUACUCAGCCCUUUGGAGCCGCUACCUCGACAGCAUUUUCGCAGCCUGGAGGUGCCUUUGGUGGUGGUCUUUUUGGCGCUCAGCAGCCUGCUACAACAGUUGCUUCAGGAGGACUUUUUGGUGCACCAGCUCCAUCUCAAGGGUUUGGUGCAUCAACGACUACAACUGGACUGUUUGGAAACACUACUGCCAAGCCUGCAGGCUUAUUUGGGUAUGGAACUGCCUUGUCUACACAAGCACCUUCAUUUGGCAUUGCUGCCCCGCAAAAUGCAACUGGUGGUUUAUUUGGUGCAGGCGGAGGGGUUCUUGGUGGAACUCAACCUGCAGUUGGCGGAUCUCUCUUUGGUAAUACUGCACCAUCGUACGGAUUAGGUCAAAUUCAGAAUCAGCCUCAGGUUGGACUUCAAGCCAAAAUUGAUCAGAGUCCUUAUGGUUUCAAUCCACUACUCCAACCCACAGCCGCUCCUGUAUCAACUGCGCCAAGUGUAGCUCCUGCCCUUAUUGGAACUCCUGCCGAGAAGAAAAAACCUGCAAUUGCAUCUAGUCUUAAAGUGACUCCGCGUAGUGCAGCUAAAAUUAAACUUCGCAAUCUUGUUCCUACUUCCCAACAGGUCGGACCCAGUAUUUCCGAAGUACCUCGUGGUAUUUUCACUCCAUCCAAGGUCGGGCUCAAGUCUCUACAGCUUACAGAGGGAUCUCCUCGAGACCCAGCCUCGCUUGGUCUUGAUGCUCGGUUUACUCCUCGACGUAAUGUGAAGCGCCUUAUUAUUGAUGAUGCAAGCGAAGUUUUGUCAUACACUGGAAACACAUCUUUGGGAACACCUUUAAAAUCGACAUGGUCAUCUGGUGAUGCGGGUAAACGGAAUGUCAGUUUUGAUCCAUCACUAGAAGAGGCUGCCGAGGCAUCGCUGAGUGCCCGAGCUAUCUCUGUAGGCGGGAAAAGUCCAUCACGCUCACCAUUCCUUUCCAGCGCUUCUUCCACACCCCACGGAUCUAGCAUUGAAACUACACAUGCCAUUCAUUCGUUCAAGUCUCUAUCUAAUAUAUCCCCUGGAUUUAGAGAUGAGGUAGCAGACUACAUUAUGGACCCCCCACUCCAAACCCUUUUGCUCAUGUCGGAUGAGGAACUUCGCCGAGUAGAGAGAUUUACUAUCAGACAUUCCAGCUUUGGUUCUGUAUGCUUCUUGACACCAGUAGAUUUGCUAAGUGCGUCACACCUUGGAACCAGGGCUGGAAUCGAGCAUAUUCCUGGUACGAUUGUUAUUUUUGAACCAAAACUCUGCAUUGUUUAUCCCGACGAGGAAAAUAAGCCGCCAGUCGGAUUUGGUUUAAAUGUGCCUGCCGAGAUUAGUCUUACAGCAUGCUGGCCUAUUGACAAGGCAACUCGCCAGCCUAUUAAAAAUACAGCAGACCCACGCUAUGAUCGUCAUAUGAGUAAGCUUGAGACAAUGCCAGAAACUCAAUGGCUUGGGUUUAACAGUCUAAGUGGAACGUGGCUUUUCCGUGUUGAACACUUUAGCAAAUAUGGUAUUGAGGACGACGAUGAAGACGAAGUAUCGCUUCCUGCUCAAGUUCCUGCCUCCACAGCUGCUGCUUAUAAAUCUACUCCAGCGCUAUUUCAACAUGUUGGCACCCAUGAUUCCAAGUAUAAUGAAUCUGAGGUACAUACAAUCGAUUUAACUACAGAGUCAUCUUAUGUUAAAGACUCGUUUAUGCAUGUCCGCAACCAGGCAGAUCUUCCACAUCGUCACGGUCCUUUAACUCUUUCGAGCAGUAUGCAGACUAAGAAGGGUUUAGGUUUGGAUGCUGAUGAAUCUGAUAGCAAGUUGCCAUUAUUUGCAAAUUCCGAGUAUAUUCAAAGCUACACAGACUCUCAAGGUGGGCUAUAUAUUGAACAGGAAGACGAGAUGGACGACCAGUCUUUUGACAAUGACAAAGAAGUUUAUUCCGAGUCUUCUGAUGGUUCUAAUUUAACAGAUGAGGCUUUUGACUCUGCUACUGAUGGCAACGAAAGUGAGACAGCAGAUCAUGAAAUUCCCGACACUUUGAACGUGGAUGCUGCAAUGAAGGUGGGCAUGCCAAUGUCAGUACUUAACGUGACUACUUCAGCAAUCGAUCGAAUGAGUCUUGCUCAUAAAGUGCAAACAAUGAAGCAGUCUUUGUUUCGAUCUGCUGCCAUGCCCCAUUCUGGAUUAUCUGAUUCCUCAAAAUCUACUCCGCAUUUUUUUAAAAAUCCUGUGACUUUUCAUGCACAUGUCUCGAGUGAAAGCAAUGAGGCUUCGAUUAUAGAUAAACGACCACGUACUUCAACUAUGGGUGUUGGCACAUCACUGGGAGGUUCGCGUACUGAUUUUAAUACACCUUCAAGUGGCAAAAUUUUGCUCCAAGCCACCUUUGACACCGAAAAACUUGCUGAUCACCACAUGUCACUUUCGCCAGCUCAAUCGUCUCCUCAAAAAUAUCAUCGUGCUGAUUCUCUUGAUGCUACAGUGCUUUCAAAAAAAUAUCUUUCUGAACUUGCACCAUUCGAAACAAGUGUUGUUUGUGAUAAAAACACGAUGAUUGCCGAUUCUGGAUUAUACAUGGGCCGCAGCUUUCGAGUUGGGUGGGGGCGAGGUGGAAGUUUUGUAGUUACUGGGAGUGCGACACAGAGAGGAGCCAUGUCUCGUGUUUCUAUUCGAAAAGUCAAUAUUUUUGAAUUUGGUAAUCAGAGCUCUUUUGAUCAAUCCGAAGAAGUUUUUAAGCAGAUUGCAUCGUUGAAAACCGUUUUAGAGCAGACGCAGGUGAACGUGACAACUAUAGUUUCCGAUACUGGCGAUAUAGAGGAGUUUGUUGAUGACUAUCAAAAUGUCAAUGCUGUUAAUGGCAAUACUAGUCCAGUUGAAUCUCAGUCGAACACCAACUUAAAAGAGCCUUUUCAGAGUUCAGCAUUCCCACACCAUGCAUUUGGUGUUCCUCGAGCUCGUUUAAGCAGGGCAUUCGACUUUUUCUCUCUUGAAAAGGCCAUUGCUUUAGUUGCCAUGGAGCAGCAUUCAGUAUCUGUUACGCAUGAGAAAUUUUUAUGGAAACUGGCAAGUGCAUUGUGGGAUGACGUUCUCCUGGAUUCAGUUGUAGGUAAGCAGAAACUUACCCAUGCCCAAGAAUGUGCUAUACGGACUGCUCUGCGUAAAGAAGCUCUAAGCGAAUGGCUUAUAUCCGCGCUCAAAGAUGAGACAGACAGUGAAGUUGACCGCAUACCUCAUCCAUAUCAACGAAUUAUGAUGUUUCUCACAGGCAGAUUAGUAUCCAAGGCAAUUGGAGAGUCUGUCAAAAACCGUGACUUGCGUUUGGCAUCAAUUUUAUCUCAAAUCAACGGCCCAGGAUCAAGAAUUUCGCUGUUGUCGAGCAAUACUACUCAAAUGGCCUAUUUUUCAAAUGGAGUUCCAGGUCGUGGAGGAAUGGAUGUCAAUACACGUCAAGCCAUUAUAGAUCAACUUUUAGUUUGGCAGCAAUAUGAAAAAAAGGGUCUUGCACACAUUUCUCCCGACUACCUUGAUAUUCUUCGUCUUAUUAGUGGCGAUACCAAUCUGUGGGAUCAGCGCGUUUGUCCAUCUACGAUGAAUUGGAAACGGAGCUUUGGUCUUUUUUUCUGGUAUGGAAAGGGGGGUGAUUGGAGAUUUUCCAAGGCUUUGGAAACUUAUGUUUUGGGAUUUCAAACAGGGAGCGUACCUUGGCCACGCCCUGCUUAUCAACAGUCUAAACAAGAUGAACUCAAAAAGUAUGCUCCCAACGAGCCAUUGGACGCAUGCUAUCACUUGCUUCAAUUGGCUGUAGACCCCGCCUAUUCUUUGGAACCAGCACUACAUCCACAUACAAGCUCUAUGUUUCAACUAGACUAUCGCAUUCCAUGGUUACUUUCACAGAUGCUGGUUAGUGUCAAACAAGUGCGAAAUUUCAAAGAUACGAUGGCGGAAACCGCGAUUAUUCAACCACAUUUGAAAUCCAAUACUGAACAAAGUGCUAGUGAAGAUAGACAAACGGCUGGAAUGUGUUUUGGUCAAAGUAAAGCACUGGAUUGCAUUACAAUUUCUUUUGUAGCCCAGCUCGAGUCUCUUGGACUGUGGAAAUGGGCAAUUUUUGUAUCGCUGUUUGUCGGUGCUCAUUCUGGUCGCGAGGAACUGAUUCGUGUAUUGCUUUCACACUGGUAUCCGUUACAAGAUGCCAGUGGCAGUUGGAAACCACUUUCAUCCACUCGCGGUGAUAUUGUAAAUGGUCUACUUACGAGACAGCCAGUUGAAAAAAAGAUUGCCUAUGGCCAAUUCGGCAAUGAUAGUUUUAGCGACGAUUAUCUUUUUCUUACCAAGCAGCUUCGUAUUCCUGCUGAAUGGAUCCACGAAGCCCGUGCUUUGCGUUCUCGGUAUAUGGGAAACUUUCUUCAAGAACUUGUCUCUUUGUUGGAUGCAAAACACUUUGCGCAUGCGCAGCGGCUUUUUAUCUCAAAAAUCGCUCCUAUGCGCAUUAUUAAUGAAGACUUUGCAUUUCUCAAGCAGGCAAUUGAUCAAUUCGAUCAUAAUUCUGUGGAUAGUUGGGAACAUGGAGCUGGACUGUUUAAGCGAUACAUUGAUGUUGUUGAAUCGGCUACAGAAAGUAUUCAGCAGAUACAAGACUGGGCAGGUGAUGCUAGCAAAAUGUUGGACGAUCAAAGUAUUCUUGAUGAACAAACUCAUCGUGCAAAACUACUCCAGGAUACUCUUCCUGAAAUCCAUUCUGUGUUGAAAGUUCUUUCAGAUAACGCUCUUUCAAAGCUACGCAGUAUUGCUUGUACACGUAUCUUUUUGUUGAGUCCUAAAGACGACCGCUUGCUAGGUAUAGCGGUAGCAGAGAUGUCAACAAGGCUGUCGCGUCUGUCAUUAGAUAUUGGAUAUUUGGAAAACGACGAUAUUGGACUGAACUACACUCUUGAUGGUGAUCUUCUUAGAAAUUUACCUCUUGUGCCAGAGGAGCGUAUUGGAGGUAUACGCUUGCUAGUUACAGAUUGGAUUGACACUGCGCUCUGAUUACUACAAGACUAUGGCGGCUAUGAUUGAAGCUAUUUAAUGAGAUGUUGAUAGUUUUGCACAUCUAGUCAAAAUAAAACUGACUGGCUAUUUUACUUGGUUGACUAUGUUCAGUAUCAAAAACUGGCAUAAAACUGCCUUUCUGACUUGUCGUUUCUAUCGAGUCAGGUCAAACCCACGUGUUGUCAAAUGACUGUUGCUGCCAAUUACCGUUUAUUAAGAUUGUUUAAUGCAGAUUUCAAAUAAAUUGUCUAAUACUGCUAUUUAAA
Batrachochytrium dendrobatidis JAM81 is the source of this 6650-nucleotide messenger RNA. RefSeq lists its product as uncharacterized. Lineage: Eukaryota; Fungi; Chytridiomycota; Chytridiomycetes; Rhizophydiales. The transcript is spliced from 10 exons. The record is from RefSeq and is a predicted model, not a curated record. Gene Ontology annotation, molecular function: RNA binding; structural constituent of nuclear pore. Gene Ontology annotation, cellular component: nuclear pore; nuclear pore cytoplasmic filaments. The coding region runs from base 1 to 6381 and encodes 2126 amino acids. Gene Ontology annotation, biological process: protein import into nucleus; telomere tethering at nuclear periphery; post-transcriptional tethering of RNA polymerase II gene DNA at nuclear periphery.